AUGAUCGCUUUUCGGGCGCGCUCGGGCAGCACAGGGAGCGCCUCCUCCUCCUCAUGGAACACAGGGAGCGACUCCUACUCCUACUCCUCCUCAACCUCAUGGAACAUAGGGAGCGACUCCUACUCCUCCUCAACUUCAUGGAACAUAGGGAGCGACUUCUACUCCUACUUCUCCUCAAUCUCAUGGAACAUGGGAAACGACUCCUACUCCUCCUCAACCCCAUUGAACAUAGGGAGCGACUCCUACUCCUUCUCAACUUCAUGGAACAUAGGGAGUGACUCCUACUCCUCCUCAACCUCAUGGAAUAAAGGGAGCGACUCCUACUCAACCUCAUGGAACAUAGGGAGCGACUCCUACUCCUACUGCUCCUCAACAUCAUUGAACAUAUGGAGCGACUCCUACUCCUCUUCAACCUCAUUGAACAUAGGGAGCGACUCCUACUCCUCCUCAACCCCAUUGAACAUAGGGAGCGACUCCUACUCCUUCUCAACUUCAUGGAACAUAGGGAGUGACUACAACUCCUCCUCUACCUCAUGGAACAUAGGGAGCGACUCCUACUCCUACUCAACCUCAUGGAACAUAGGGAGCGACUCCUACUCCUACUGCUCCUCAACAUCAUUGAAAAUAUGGAGCGACUCCUACUCCUCCUCAACCUCAUUGAACAUAGGGAGCGACUCCUACUCCUCCUCAACCCCAUUGAACAUAGGGAGCGACUCCUACUCCUCCUCAACUUCAUGGAACAUAGGGAGCGACUCCUACUCCUACUCCUCCUCAACCUCAUUGGACAUAGGGAGCGACUCCUACUCCUCCUCAGUCUCAUUAAACAUAGGGAGCGACUCCUACUCCUCCUCAACUUCAUUGAACAUAGGGAGCGACUCCUACUCCUCCUCAACCUCUUGGAACAUAGGGAGCGACUCCUACUCCUACUCCUCCUCAACCUUAUUGACUAUAGGGAGCGACUCCUACUCCUACUCCUCCUCAACCUUAUUGAACAUAGGGAGCGACUCCUACUCCUCCUCAACCUCAUGGAACAUAGGGAGCUACUCCUACUCCUCCUCAACCUCGUGGAACAUAGGGAGCGAAUUCUACUCCUACUCCUCCUCAACCUCAUUGGACAUAGGGAGCGACUCCUACUCAUGUUCCUCCUCAACCCCAUUGAACAUAGGGAGCGACUCCUACUCCUACUCCUCCUCAACCUCAUGGAGCACAGGGAGCGACUCCUUCUCCUACUCCUCCUCAACCUCAUUGAACAUAGGGAGCGACUCCUGCUCCUCCUCAACCCCAUUGAACAUAGGGAGCGACUCCUACUCCUCCUCAACUUCAUGGAACAUAGGGAGCGACUCCUACUCCUACUCCUCCUCAACCUCAUUGGACAUAGGGAGCGACUCCUACUCCUCCUCAGUCUCAUUAAACAUAGGGAGCGACUCCUACUCCUCCUCAACUUCAUUGAACAUAGGGAGCGACUCCUACUCCUCCUCAACCUCUUGGAACAUAGGGAGCGACUCCUACUCCUACUCCUCCUCAACCUUAUUGACUAUAGGGAGCGACUCCUACUCCUACUCCUCCUCAACCUUAUUGAACAUAGGGAGCGACUCCUACUCAUCCUCAACCUCAUGGAACAUAGGGAGCUACUCCUACUCCUCCUCAACCUCGUGGAACAUAGGGAGCGAAUUCUACUCCUACUCCUCCUCAACCUCAUUGGACAUAGGGAGCGACUCCUACUCAUGUUCCUCCUCAACCCCAUUGAACAUAGGGAGCGACUCCUACUCCUACUCCUCCUCAACCUCAUGGAGCACAGGGAGCGACUCCUUCUCCUACUCCUCCUCAACCUCAUUGAACAUAGGGAGCGAAUCCUACUCCUACUCUUCCUCAACCUCAUGGAACACAGGGAGCGACUCCUACUCCUACUCCUCCUCAAUCUCAUGGAACAUAGGGAGCGACUUCUACUCCUACUCCUCCUCAACCUCAUUGAACAUAGGGAGCGACUCGUACUCCUACUCCUCAUCAACCCCAUUGAACAUAGGGAGCGACUCCUACUCCUUCUUCUCCUCAACCUCGUGGAGCGCCGAUAGCGCCCCAGGGAGCGCCGAGAGCACCGCGGGGAGCGCCUGGAGAAAAGACAAUGAUCCUACAUCAUCCGUUCACCAUGAUGAUAUCUGGACACACAGGUGUGUUUUGCUUCCUGCUGCGGCGGCGCUCUCGGCGCUCCUUGCAGCACUCCAGGCGCUCUCUGCCCUUCAUUCUGCUGAUGUAAAUUGUUUUGACUCUGCUCUUUGA
Molecule: messenger RNA, 2277 nt
Organism: Mya arenaria
Lineage: Eukaryota; Metazoa; Mollusca; Bivalvia; Myida; Myidae
Product: serine-rich adhesin for platelets-like
Exons: 2
Coding region: 1-2277 (758 amino acids)
Source: RefSeq, a predicted model, not a curated record